This is a messenger RNA of Mesorhabditis belari, 435 nucleotides long. The record is from the annotation of a GenBank genome assembly. NCBI's taxonomy places the organism in Eukaryota, Metazoa, Nematoda, Chromadorea, Rhabditida, Rhabditidae.
AUGUACACUUCUCUGAUUGAAUAUAAAUGUUGUCAGACUUUUGUUUUUCUUGCCGAACUCGUUGGGAACUUCUCCUUUUUGGUGCCUCUUUUACCGUAUCCCGCGAUUUGUAUUACUGAAAUUUGGUCAUUUUACAGUAUCACUCCAAUGCAUAUCAUGUUGUGGUUUAUGUUUUGCGCUCAAAUGUUGGCGGUUUCGAUUAUUGUUCUCAAUCAAGUCAUCGUCCCGAUUUACAUGGGAAACACGAUGAUGAGCUCGCUGAACACUCUGUAUUUUGCUCACCGAGAAGCGAUUUUGGACUUCAUUUCGAAGAAAAAGAAAAAGAUCAUCAAUGUUGAAAGCUUGGCAGCGAGUUCGACGGCAAACUCGCAAAGCCGAAAUCUGUCACAACAAAACCGGGCUCUAGCAAACUCGUCGAGGAAUUCAGCUGUGAAU